UCAAUAAACACGUGGUGGGGCACAUUCGGAAUCUUCGAGAAGAACAGGAAAGAUUGUUCGCUUUCAGCAUAUAGGUUGCACAACGUGCACAAGUACACAUUCUCCGUAGAUUAUUGAAAUUUGUAAUUUUAAAAACUAUGGCUGCAACUAAUGCCAUUAAGAGACUUAUACCUCUCUUCGAUAGAGUUCUUGUGCAAAGAGCUGAAGCUAUAACAAAAACAAAAGGUGGUAUUGUUUUACCAGAAAAAGCUCAAGCAAAAGUAUUGCAAGGAACUGUUGUAGCAAUUGGACCUGGACAAAGAAAUGAUAAAGGUGAACACAUUCCUUUAAGUAUCAAAGUUGGUGAUAUUGUGUUAUUACCAGAAUAUGGUGGAACUAAGGUAGAAUUUGAAGAUAAUAAAGAAUUUCAUUUAUUCCGUGAGUCAGAUAUACUGGCAAAAUUAGAAGUUUAAGUUUCUAUUAAAUUUAUGUUUGCAAUUGUUCAAAUACUAUAAAAUAUUUUAUAAGAAAUAUGUAAACAAUGAAACAGUAAAAUGUAAGUUAAUUUCAUGCAAACUUUAAUGUUCAUAAUUAUAUCAUACAAUGCUAUUAUGUAUCUACUAUUCUAUGUGUCAUGAUUUCAUAGUUAUAAAAAAAAAGAAAAAAUAAAAUGUUCAUUGUGUUUAUAUACUA
Apis laboriosa (Himalayan honeybee) is the source of this 672-nucleotide messenger RNA. Its product is annotated as 10 kDa heat shock protein, mitochondrial. The coding region runs from base 138 to 452 and encodes 104 amino acids. The transcript has 3 exons. Gene Ontology annotation, cellular component: mitochondrial matrix. The record is from RefSeq and is a predicted model, not a curated record. Gene Ontology annotation, molecular function: protein folding chaperone; protein-folding chaperone binding; ATP binding. Lineage: Eukaryota; Metazoa; Arthropoda; Insecta; Hymenoptera; Apidae.